This is a messenger RNA of Alternaria postmessia, 2706 nucleotides long. RefSeq lists its product as uncharacterized. NCBI's taxonomy places the organism in Eukaryota, Fungi, Ascomycota, Dothideomycetes, Pleosporales, Pleosporaceae. The record is from RefSeq and is a predicted model, not a curated record. Bases 1 to 2706 code for a protein of 901 amino acids. The transcript is spliced from 2 exons.
AUGCGUUCACCAGAUGUAGAGGAAGUCCCGCCUGCCCUCCAGAUUGGCUCUCCUACAAGCACGAGAAGACCGUCUGAUAUUACAGUCCCUUCUGCUUUGCGCGUUGGUUCUCCAACGAGUGGUGCCCCACCAUCUCAUGCUCGUCCACCACUACGGCGUAAGAACACGUCCGGCGCCUCGGACAGGCUCUCGCAACUCUUCCCGUCUCGUCCUUCCUCGAUCGCCUCGAUCGCCUCGGUCGCAUCUCCCAGCAGCUCCCCUGCGUCAAGACGACAAUCGUUUCCCUCGCCUCUGCUGCCAACCUCAGAGCCCUCGUAUCGUAUACCCCGCGCCCCGGCGCCACCGUCUUUUGCCCAAGAAACGUCAUACAGCCCUGUCGCAAGUUUCUUCACUCAAGAUCGCGCAUCACCAUCGUUGGGUAAGAGCGAUAGUAGGACGAAGCGUGUCCUCAAUCGAAUCGCAUCGCUACGAAGAGGAAGCCCGCUUAGUGGAUACUACAACCGGCUAGAUGAUGAGGAAUCACAGCCAAAUAGGAGAAGACUCAAGGAGGUCGAGGAGGCAGAUGAAGCAGUCGGAUACGACCUGACUUCGCUCGGCGGUCUGCCUAUGAAGGCAUUUGAGUCACAAUCGAGGGAGCAAGGCACACGUACAGCGCGAGAAGGCGAUCACAAUAUUGACGAAGCUGGGCAUGCCGCAGAGUAUGAAAGACUUGAAGCGCAAUUAGGAGCUGGCAUGACUUCGGUACUCCACAAUCCAUUCACCCACACUCCAGCUGGACCAGUACCAGGCGACUUUCCGGGCCACCGAAGAAUACUGUCGAAGGCAGAUGUAGCAGAUGAGCAGGCGAAGAAGGCACAGGACAAGGCCACGAAGACUGGCCAAGUGGUUGCUGUCGCUACGGAUGUUCCAGUCGACAUCAGCGAAUUCGCAGGAGUUGCUCGUGAUUUUGACUCCAUGAGUAGCUUAACGGCUGAAGCUGGGCUCAUCAGAAGCGACGCGCAAACCAGCUACUUCUUUCCAGAAGAUCCCCAAAUGCCUACAUGGCGCCCUCUUACUAUGAGCUCAUGGUGGAUCUCCAUUCUCGUCAUCCUCGCACUUGCGCUUGCUGGUGUACAAGAAUACUUGUGCCAGAAGUCUCUGAAGAGUGUAGAAGGUGACGAAAAAGGUGGCUUGAAAAAGUUUGAGAAGGUAAACGAUCUGACUGUCACUGAAUAUUUCACGUGGCAGUAUGCGCCUAUCAUCAUCUCAGUCUUCUAUGGAGUCCUUUGGCAGAUGUCAGAUUUCGAAGUCAAACGUCUAGAGCCAUUCUAUCAACUAUCCAAGAAGACCGGUGCAACCGCAGGCGAGUCUUUGAACAUGGACUACCUGACUUUCCUGAGUUUCCUGGUACCGUUGAGGGCACUCCAUCACAGACAAUACGCCGUCAUCUUCAGCUCCCUGGGUACGUUGGUUGCUAGUAGCCUUGUACCUGUAUUGCAAUCCUCCUCCCUCACUAUGUGGCCACCAGAAGACCAACGCAAGGAUGUCAAAUGGAGGUCUAUCCGUGUCGAACCGGCUUGGUCUAGAGCACUGUCGGCAUCUCUUCUGAUCGUUGCUGGGUGUGGUUGCGCACUGAUAUACGCAAUGCAACGGAAGAGCGGCUUGCAGUCAGAUCCUAAGGGAAUUGCAGGCAUCGCAGCCAUGGCUACCAAAAGUCAUAUUCUUGCGGAUUUCAAGGGACUUGACCAGGCAUCUUCGAACCAGAUACACAAGCAGCUUCGCCAACGAAGAUACAUCCUGCACAAAAGCUCACUUUGGCAAGGCGAGUACAUUACGAAGAGCAAGGAAAAAGUCCACGACCAAAAUUCCGAUCCCAGACCGCUCAUGCUUCGCCUCCGUUCUGGUUUUCCAUUCGUCGGCUUUCUCAUCGUGUUCACCAUAGCGGUACCAGUCUUUACCUUCGUCGAGAAAGCAAGCUUAGUCACACAGAAACUUCCCUGGAUAAUGACAACACUAGCGACUAUUAUUCGCAUACUCUGGAAUACGAUGAACAGCGACGUUCGCAUGCUGCAGCCUUUCUAUCUCCUCUCGCUUCGACAUGCUCCAGCCAAGACUCUUACACUUGACUAUGCCGGCACAAAUCCGCUAUGGUUGCCCUUCGAAGCUUUCUUGAAUGGACACUACCUUGUCAUGCUCGUCGCCUUCGGAUCCAUAUUUGCUGAAAUCCUGACCGUUUGUGUAACUUCAAUCAGCGUGGAUGGCAAAAAGUUUAUUCCUGGAUUUGGAGGCAAGGACAGUGUCGAAAAGUCAGAUGAAGCGAAUGAUCGCUACAACACAGACCAAACUUUUCGCAGUUUCUGGUCGAGCUUCACCCUCACUAUGCUCAUCCUGCUCUACCUCAUCGCCAUCGCCAUCCUUACCUACGCAAAGCGCAGUCGGAAGUUCAUGCCGCGUCAAAUCGGGACAAUGGCGUCUGUCCUUGCUUUCAUCCACCAGUCCAAGAUGCUGCUUAGCUUCAUCGAGACGGAGAAGAUGACAUCCAGCCAGAUGACAAAACAUCUGGAAAAGACUGGAAAGACAUACGCGCUGGGCUGGUUCCGAGGGAGGGAUGGGGACGACCACUUGGGUAUUGAUGAGGAGGAGAUUAGUAGUGCAUAUGUUUACGGCAAGGAUUGGACGGAAGGACGUUUGAGGCCAGGGAGAGACCUGAGUUGGGACCAAUAUUAG